Molecule: messenger RNA, 3233 nt
Organism: Gorilla gorilla gorilla (western lowland gorilla)
Lineage: Eukaryota; Metazoa; Chordata; Mammalia; Primates; Hominidae
Gene: WT1
Product: WT1 transcription factor
Exons: 10
Coding region: 609-1958 (449 amino acids)
Biological process (GO): regulation of transcription by RNA polymerase II
Cellular component (GO): nucleus
Molecular function (GO): DNA-binding transcription factor activity, RNA polymerase II-specific; RNA polymerase II cis-regulatory region sequence-specific DNA binding
Source: RefSeq, a predicted model, not a curated record
CGUGUUGGGUUGAAGAGGAGGGUGUCUCCGAGAGGGACGCUCCCUCGGACCCGCCCCCACCCCAGCUGCGAGGGCGCCCCCAAGGAGCAGCGCGCGCUGCCUGGCCGGGCUUGGGCUGCUGAGUGAAUGGAGCGGCCGAGCCUCCUGGCUCCUCCUCCUCCCCGCGCCGCCGGCCCCUCUUAUUUGAGCUUUGGGAAGCUGAGGGCAGCCAGGCAGCUGGGGUAAGGAGUUCAAGGCAGGGCCCACACCCGGGGGCUCUCCGCAACCCGACCGCCUGUCCGCUCCCCCACUUCCCGCCCUCCCUCCCACCUACUCAUUCACCCACCCACCCACCCACAGCCGGGACGGCAGCCCAGGCGCCCGGGCCCCGCCGUCUCCUCGCCGCGAUCCUGGACCUCCUCUUGCUGCAGGACCCGGCUUCCACGUGUGUCCCGGAGCCGGCGUCUCAGCACACGCUCCGCUCCGGGCCUGGGUGCCUACAGCAGCCAGAGCAGCAGGGAGUCCGGGACCCGGGCGGCAUCUGGGUCAAGUUAGGCGCCGCCGAGGCCAGCGCUGAACGUCUCCAGGGCCGGAGGAGCCGCGGGGCGUCCGGGUCUGAGCCGCAGCAAAUGGGCUCCGACGUGCGGGACCUGAACGCGCUGCUGCCCGCCGUCCCCUCCCUGGGUGGCGGCGGCGGCUGUGCCCUGCCUGUGAGCGGCGCGGCGCAGUGGGCGCCGGUGCUGGACUUUGCGCCCCCGGGCGCUUCGGCUUACGGGUCGUUGGGCGGCCCCGCGCCACCACCGGCUCCGCCGCCACCCCCGCCGCCGCCGCCUCACUCCUUCAUCAAACAGGAGCCGAGCUGGGGCGGCGCGGAGCCGCACGAGGAGCAGUGCCUGAGCGCCUUCACUGUCCACUUUUCCGGCCAAUUCACUGGCACAGCCGGAGCCUGUCGCUACGGGCCCUUCGGUCCUCCUCCGCCCAGCCAGGCGUCAUCCGGACAGGCCAGGAUGUUUCCUAACGCGCCCUACCUGCCCAGCUGCCUCGAGAGCCAGCCCGCUAUUCGCAAUCAGGGUUACAGCACUGUCACCUUCGACGGGACGCCCAGCUACGGUCACACGCCCUCGCACCAUGCGGCGCAGUUCCCCAACCACUCCUUCAAGCAUGAGGAUCCCAUGGGCCAGCAGGGCUCGCUGGGUGAGCAGCAGUACUCGGUGCCGCCCCCGGUCUAUGGCUGCCACACCCCCACCGACAGCUGCACCGGCAGCCAGGCUUUGCUGCUGAGGACGCCCUACAGCAGUGACAAUUUAUACCAAAUGACAUCCCAGCUUGAAUGCAUGACCUGGAAUCAGAUGAACUUAGGAGCCACCUUAAAGGGAGUUGCUGCUGGGAGCUCCAGCUCAGUGAAAUGGACAGAAGGGCAGAGCAACCACGGCACAGGGUACGAGAGCGAUAACCACACAACGCCCAUCCUCUGCGGAGCCCAGUACAGAAUACACACGCACGGUGUCUUCAGAGGCAUUCAGGAUGUGCGGCGUGUGCCUGGAGUAGCCCCGACUCUUGUGCGGUCGGCAUCUGAGACCAGUGAGAAACGCCCCUUCAUGUGUGCUUACCCAGGCUGCAAUAAGAGAUAUUUUAAGCUGUCCCACUUACAGAUGCACAGCAGGAAGCACACUGGUGAGAAACCAUACCAGUGUGACUUCAAGGACUGUGAGCGAAGGUUUUCUCGUUCAGACCAGCUCAAAAGACACCAAAGGAGACAUACAGGUGUGAAACCAUUCCAGUGUAAAACUUGUCAGCGAAAGUUCUCCCGGUCCGACCACCUGAAGACCCACACCAGGACUCAUACAGGUAAAACAAGUGAAAAGCCCUUCAGCUGUCGGUGGCCAAGUUGUCAGAAAAAGUUUGCCCGGUCAGAUGAAUUAGUCCGCCAUCACAACAUGCAUCAGAGAAACAUGACCAAACUCCAACUGGCGCUUUGAGGGGUCUCCCUUGGGGACCAUUCAGUGUCCCAGGCAGCACAGUGUGUGAACUGCUUUCAAGUCUGACUCUCCACUCCUCCUCACUAAGAAGGAAACUUCAGUUGAUCUUCUUCAUCCAACUUCCAAGACAAGAUACCAGUGCUUCUGGAAACUACCAGGUGUGCCUGGAAGAGUUGGUCUCUGCCCUGCCUACUUUUAGUUGACUCACAGGCCCUGGAGAAGCGGCUAACAAUGUCUGGUUAGUUAAAAGCCCAUUGCCAUUUGGUCUGGAUUUUCUACUGUAAGAAGAGCCAUAGCUGAUCAUGUCCCCCUGACCCUUCCCUUCUUUUUUUAUGCUCGUUUUCGCUGGGGAUGGAAUUAUUGUACCAUUUUCUAUCAUGGAAUAUUUAUAGGCCAGGGCAUGUGUAUGUGUCUGCUAAUGUAAACUUUGUCAUGGUUUCCAUUUACUAACAGCAACAGCAAGAAAUAAAUCAGAGAGCAAGGCAUCGGGGGUGAAUCUUGUCUAACAUUCCCGAGGUCAGCCAGGCUGCUAACCUGGAAAGCAGGAUGUAUUUCUGCCAGGCAACUUUUAAAGCUCAUGCAUUUCAAGCAGCUGAAGAAAGAAUCAGAACUAACCAGUACCUCUGUAUAGAAAUCUAAAAGAAUUUUACCAUUCAGUUAAUUCAAUGUGAACACUGGCACACUGCUCUUAAGAAACUACGAAGAUCUGAGAUUUUUUUGUGUAUGUUUUUGACUCUUUUGAGUGGUAAUCAUAUGUAUCUUUAUAGAUGUACAUACCUCCUUGCACAAAUGGAGGGGAAUUCAUUUUCAUCACUGGGAGUGUCCUUAGUGUAUAAAAACCAUGCUGGUAUAUGGCUUCAAGUUGUAAAAAUGAAAGUGACUUUAAAAGAAAAUAGGGGAUGGUCCAGGAUCUCCACUGAUAAGACUGUUUUUAAGUAACUUAAGGACCUUUGGGUCUACAAGUAUAUGUGAAAAAAAUGAGACUUACUGGGUGAGGAAAUCCAUUGUUUAAAGGUGGUCGUGUGUGUGUGUGUGUGUGUGUGUGUUGUGUUGUGUUUUGUUUUUUAAGGGAGGGAAUUUAUUAUUUACUGUUGCUUGAAAUUACUGUGUAAAUAUAUGUCCGAUAAUUAUUUGCUCUUUGACAACUAAAAUUAGGACUGUAUAAGUACUAGAUGCAUCACUGGGUGUUGAUCUUACAAGAUAUUGAUGAUAACACUUAAAAUUGUAACCUGCAUUUUUCACUUUGCUCUCAAUUAAAGUCUAUUCAAAAGGAAA